Molecule: messenger RNA, 669 nt
Organism: Penicillium odoratum
Lineage: Eukaryota; Fungi; Ascomycota; Eurotiomycetes; Eurotiales; Aspergillaceae
Exons: 4
Coding region: 1-669 (222 amino acids)
Source: RefSeq, a predicted model, not a curated record
AUGUUUGAGCCCAUUGCAACUAUCAAAUUGGAUCAUCCAUAUGUGCUGGCUCGAUACAAGGAACACAAAGGCAGACUUGUCCAAAUUCGGAAAGUGGAGCUGCAAGCAUUCUCCGACCUUGGAUUACAACGGACGCUGAAACGCAUCUCUCACCCCGUUUUUCGGUCCUUAAUUGGAUGCUAUUAUCAUGGUGAUUCGGUGUUUUUGGUCUGGGAGCAUGUGGAACUGUCCGUCGCUUAUAUUCUGGCAUCGAUGCUCGUGAUCACAGCGAGUGAGAUCGUUGCAAUUGUCAAGCCAAUACUCGAAGGAAUCCAAUAUUUGGCUGAACGCGGGAGGGUGCUCGCCACUUUGACAAUGAAUACCAUUUAUUUCACUCAGUCGGGCAUGGUCAAGAUAGUUGGUGUCGAAGACAGCUGCGAGAUAGAUGCUCCAGAAAUGAAUGCUGCGACAAUGAAGCAGUCCGCUUUAGCGGAUAUUGUAAUCAAGCUGAUGGGAAAAUGCCAUCCGACGCAUGAGUGGCCUGUCGAGAUUGAAAAUCUACCUGAACAGCUUGAAACAUGCUCUUUGAAAAAGAUAUUGCAGCGUAUCAAGGCUGAUGUCCCAGACAACCCUCUUUCAGCAAAAGCUACACCCAGAAGAGUUGAAGUUGCUUGUCAAUUUGACGAAUAA